AUAUGCAUUCCUUGGAAUCACUAGCUGGUGAAUCAUCUUCGAAUGGAAUGACUUUGGGGCUGUCCCUUUAAAAAUCCAGCACGCUAACCGGCAAACUCCUCCUCCAGGGAGGUUCCUUUAAAUGAGCGCCAGCUGGCUGGGCCUCCGUUUUAUACUUCUGAGUGAUACCUGCAGUUGAGGAUUCCCAGCUAGGAGGCAGCAGCCUGUCAGCAUGGCUGAGGAGUUUGUGAACAGCAAAAUCCAUCCUGGGAAGGUGGUGGUGUUCAUCAAGCCCACCUGCCCCUACUGCAGAAAAACCCAAGAGCUCCUCAGCCAAUUCUCCUUCAGACAAGGGGCUUUGGAAUUUGUCGAUAUCACAGCCACCGGUAACACAGACAAGAUUCAAGAUUAUCUGCAACAGCUCACUGGAGCCAGAACAGUACCUCGAGUCUUUAUCGGUAAAGAGUGUAUAGGUGGAUGCACUGAUCUAACAAACAUGCAUCAACGUGGGGAACUGCUGACGCGGCUAAAGCAAAUUGGAGCUCUACAGUAAUUAUGGGCAGACCCCGGGGCUGACACCGCCCUGAGAGCUGACAGGCUCUCGAAUGACAACAGCACUUCCUCCUGACUGGGACCUGGACCUUCCUUUACCCAGCAACUGUUUACUUAAAAUUCCGAAAUAGCUAAACCAAAAAAUGGCAGGGGGCAGUUCUUAGCAACAAACAGGCUUUGCUUCUACUGACUCAGUGUUUAAAGUGGACCCACCUGCCACAAACCACAGGUCUGAGAAGGCAGAUAGACUCCUUGGGUUUCUUCUGGGUUCACCCUUGGGUUCCAAAAGACUGUGACAAGUUAAAGCUUAGGAUCCCCUCACUGACCCCCCAAAAGUUCUUUCUCUUUUGCGCAUGGCUCUUACAACCUAUUCUUCACGUGCCAGGACUCUACCUCUAAGCCAGCGCUUCUCAGCCAAGUUCAUCCCAGGUCCCCUAGGGUGAAUCUGCAAGUUAACUUUCUGCUACUACCCUCAAAAUUAUUUUGUUGAGCUUCACUUCAUAGAGUUUAUACAUAAAAUGAAGUAGGUAUUUUCAAUGUACUUUUUGAAACUACAUGUGUCUCCCCAGUCACCUCUCAUCCUACCUUGAGCAUCACUGCUCCAAAGCUCCAUGACACACAGGAGUGUCCACCAGUCCUGUGCAGGGCCUGAGCACCCAAUCCGGGGAAUGCGUUGUGGAGAGGUCAGUGCAGCGGGCCUCCGCUUGGUGCCUCAGGGGUCAGAGGUGCGCGUGCAGAUGCUGUGACCACGGGCAGCACUGUUACGUGAGACAGUCGUCUAGGUGCUCCUGCACAAUUGUGUAUCGCUUUGUUUAAAUUACAGACAAAUUAAAACAUAUAUUCAAAACAUUAUCAUAAACUUGCAACCCAGUCACCCAAGAACAUGUCUGUGAAAGUAGCAGCAUUUGAGAAAGACUGUCCUAAAUGAUUUUCUCUCCUUUUAUUCCCUACUCUGAAAACUUAAGAAUCUGUCAUUGUGAAGUUUGUUCUAGAAUCACAAGAUUAAUUUAAUUUCCUUUGCAGUCUCUACUGUGAAAGGUUAGUUUCUGUGUAAUAAAGUAGUCGCAGAGAAGAGAUUUUCUUUUUGUCCAAUUUUUUUCUGUUCUUGAGACCAGUCAGUCAUAAGGGAUGAUAUUAAUGUGUGAUCAUCAGUCAGAAGCUGUGUUCAUGUUUGUCCCCUGCCAUUAUAAAUAAAGGUACAUGCUGCUGUCCUUCAUUGAA
Phyllostomus discolor (pale spear-nosed bat) is the source of this 1752-nucleotide messenger RNA. RefSeq names its product glutaredoxin (gene GLRX). The record is from RefSeq and is a predicted model, not a curated record. The coding region runs from base 212 to 532 and encodes 106 amino acids. NCBI's taxonomy places the organism in Eukaryota, Metazoa, Chordata, Mammalia, Chiroptera, Phyllostomidae. The transcript has 3 exons.